AUGAGUCCUGAAUUUGAAAUGCCGGGCGGAUUUUACAUGAGGGAAAUGGACCCUUAUGAACAGGAUUUUGGAGAAGAUGAGGAUAUCGAUGAUCAAAAUGGGUGGAUGGUUGUAAAUGAAGGCGAUAUCACACAACUUCUAAAUCAGAUCCAGGAGGCCGAACUAAAGGAAGAUGAGGAGGAAUUCAAAAAGGAAAACCUUAGUUCCCAACUUAUUCCCCAGAUGCAUGAGAACAUUGCUACUGAAAAACUUACAGCAGAAACAUUGGAUAAAGGGGAUACAGACCAUGUUCUCACCACUGACACCCUGGCGUCGUCCAAGCUCACUAAUUUUUGGACAGCCGAAUCUGUAAUAGAGGACACAACCAAAAAUGGAGCUGCUAAUAAGUCAGCGUACGAAGAGGACCUCGCAGAUUCUGUGAUAACCACGAGCACAGUUAGUAUCACCACCUCUACAACAGCUGCUACCAGGGAAGAAGGAACUGCACCAAGCCUUAACUCUAUGGAAACAAACUUGAGUACUGAUGAGAAUUUUGAUGGGAUGACUCCUGAUUUCUAA
Messenger RNA from Hydatigera taeniaeformis, 558 nucleotides. Lineage: Eukaryota; Metazoa; Platyhelminthes; Cestoda; Cyclophyllidea; Taeniidae. The record is from the annotation of a GenBank genome assembly.